UUUUUUUUUUUGAUGUUCUUCUUUCAUUUGGGAUUUAGGGUUUUCUGGUUUCGUGGAAAGGGGAGGGAAUAUUAGCUCUCUUCUCUCUCUCUCUCCAACAUUGUUGAUUUUUGUGCUCAAUUUGAUUUGAUGAUAAUGGAGUUCAAAUUUCCCUAAAUUCCGUAUUUAUUUGGAGGAUGAAUUUUUGAGAGGGGACAAUAUUCAAAAGAAAUCGAAAGGGGAAAAAAAAAAAGGUGCCAUGAGUUGCUUUUCUUGCAUAAGCCCUAAAUUGAAGGAUGUGAAAGAUUAUGAUGAUGAUUUGUCCCCAAGAUCCACUAAUUCUCCAGCUAGUUUAAAGGGAAAGGCUUUUUUCAAUGAGAGCGGAAACAGGGGUAGUUCGGUCAGAUCAAAAGCCAAAGAAAGCACUUCUCAAAAAGGAAAUGUGGCUCGAAGCUUCACGUUCAAAGAACUAGCAAUCGCCACGCAGAAUUUCAGGGAAGCUAAUUUGAUCGGUGAAGGUGGUUUUGGGAGCGUUUACAGAGGCAAGCUCGACUCUAACCUGAUUGUUGCCAUAAAGCAACUUAAUCUCGAGGGGCUUCAAGGAAGUCAAGAAUUCGUGGUGGAGGUUCUUAUGCUAAGCCUUCUCCAUCACCCAAAUCUCGUUAAUUUGAUCGGUUAUUGCAUCGAUGGUGAUCAAAGGCUUUUAGUUUACGAGUUCAUGCCAAUGGGCAGCCUUGAAAAUCAUCUUUUCGAUUUAGAGCCUGAUCAGAAGCCACUAGAUUGGAGUACGAGAUUGAAGAUUGCAGUUGGUGCAGCUCGUGGACUCGAAUAUCUCCAUCAAGCAACUCCACCGGUUAUAUACCGUGAUUUGAAAUCUUCGAAUAUAUUAUUGGACAACGAUUAUAAUGUCAAAUUAUCCGAUUUCGGGCUUGCCAAACUGGGGCCCGUUGGAGACAACACUCACGUUUCGACACGUGUCAUGGGUACUUAUGGAUAUUGUGCACCCGAAUAUGCCAUGAGCGGAAAACUAACCUUAAAAUCAGAUAUCUACAGCUUCGGUGUGGUUCUGCUUGAACUUAUUACCGGGCGAAAGGCUAUUGACUUCUCCAAGAAACCAGGGGAGCAGAAUCUUGUUGUGUGGUCUCGUCCGUUUCUUAAGGAUGGAAGGAAGUUUGUACAAAUGGUGGAUCCUCUGCUAGAAGGGAGAUUCUCAGUGAAGAGCCUGAAGCACGCUGUUUUAAUAACUUCGAUGUGUCUACAGGAACAUGCUGGGGCCCGCCCACUCAUAAGCGAUCUCGUUAUCGCACUUGAAUACUUGGCUUCCAAGGCAGACGAUUCUCGUAAAGGCAGGUCCAUCGAUUCUUGAAGAAAAAAAAAAAAAAAGAAAAACACGAAACUUUCAAAUCGAGCGAGCGGAUGUCUUUUCUAAGAAUAUAGUUUAGUCGAUUUAUGGGCACUGCUGACGUAUAAAUGCAGAAUGGGCAUGAAUUAAUCCCCGGUUGUUUCGACAUUUUUUUAAUUUUUUUUAAUUAUUUUUUUUUCCUGCAAUGUUAACUCUUUGUUGAUAGGCUAGGUACACAACAUUUUUUGGUUCUUUUUAUGUAGUUAUUACACUCGGGAUAAUAUACUCAUAUUUGUGUUUUUAUA
This is a messenger RNA of Erythranthe guttata (spotted monkey flower), 1626 nucleotides long. Its product is annotated as putative serine/threonine-protein kinase PBL21. The record is from RefSeq and is a predicted model, not a curated record. Gene Ontology annotation, molecular function: protein kinase activity; ATP binding. Gene Ontology annotation, biological process: protein phosphorylation. NCBI's taxonomy places the organism in Eukaryota, Viridiplantae, Streptophyta, Magnoliopsida, Lamiales, Phrymaceae.